This is a messenger RNA of Clonostachys rhizophaga, 819 nucleotides long. NCBI's taxonomy places the organism in Eukaryota, Fungi, Ascomycota, Sordariomycetes, Hypocreales, Bionectriaceae. The record is from the annotation of a GenBank genome assembly.
AUGGCAAGGAAGCGUCAUAUUCCCCCUAUCCCGGAAGAACUACCACCCUGCGAUGGCCCAAAGCUUCCCCUAUUCGAGCACCACGACUCCAAAAUCGAAUGGCUUGAACGGCUUGGAGAUGGGGAUACAGCACACGAGGGCUAUGUCUUCCGUGUCAAGAUUGAACGAGCCGAGUACGCAAUUAAAGUGUUCAAAUUCUACGACCCCAUGAAAAGCGAAUACUUCUGGGAACCUCUCAUCGGAAACGGGUCACUGCAUACGGCCGCCUAUUAUACCGAUCCAUUCUACAAUGAAUGCCGCGCGUACGGUCGAAUUCGAGAAGCAACAAAGGAAAGACCCAAGAUAUCUGACGCGGUAACUCGUUGCUAUGGGUUCCUUUUUCUCAAUGACAGAGAUCAAAGAUAUCUGGAACAGAAGGAGUGUGACCUGGGACUAAAGAAGGUUGAUCUAGCGUACCAGCGACAGACAGCCGGCGGUGAUAGGCCACGGGCAAUUGUGAAAAGUCUAGCAUCAUCAGAUCAUGGCAUCACUGAGCUCAAUCUGAGGAAGAUCCUUGACCGUAUCUAUACGUUGAACCGAGAGGGGAUAUACAACUUGGAUGUUCGAUUAGAUAAUAUCAAGGAUGGGAAGCUCGUAGACUUUGGAUCGUCGUGGACUGAGCCGCACAGACUUCUAAACGCACUCGAUGAUGGCGCAGCCUACAGCUAUAGGACCACAGAUCGAGUCAUGUUCGAUGAGAUGUUGGUGGAUGAAAGCAUUCCAAACCCCAGGAAUAUUGUAGCUAUGCACUCCAUGACGCUGCGACCAAGAUACAACUGA